This is a messenger RNA of Leptinotarsa decemlineata (Colorado potato beetle), 3856 nucleotides long. Its product is annotated as probable E3 ubiquitin-protein ligase makorin-1. Lineage: Eukaryota; Metazoa; Arthropoda; Insecta; Coleoptera; Chrysomelidae. The record is from RefSeq and is a predicted model, not a curated record.
GAAUGUUUGAAACAGCACGAAAAAAAUAUGGAGUUGUCUUUUGCGAUCGCUCGUUCUAAAGAAAAAACGUGCGGUAUCUGUUUUGAAGUUAUCAUGGAUAAAACCAAUGGCGAACAAAGAUUUGGGAUAUUACCAAACUGUAAUCACUGUUUUUGCUUAACCUGCAUCCGAAAAUGGCGACAAGCCCGACAGUUCGAAAACAAAAUAAUCAGAGCUUGUCCAGAAUGCCGACUCACCUCAGAUUUUGUAUGCCCAAGUAUGUAUUGGGUCGAUACAAAAGAAGACAAAGACAAGUUGAUCGUCGAUUAUAAAAAUGCUUUAUCUAAGAAAGACUGCAAAUAUUUUAAAAAGGGACAAGGCAAGUGUCCAUUUGGUAAUAAAUGCUUUUACUUACACGCUUUUCCUGAUGGCAGCAGAUGUGAUGUAGGACCUCCUUUGAGGCAAAGACGUCCCAGGAAUCAUGACCACGAAAUCGACGUCUUACAGCAGGUGAUGCUCUGGGACUUUCUGGAUGAACGAGAUUUUCCAUGGCAAUCUCUUGCUGAUGAUCUAGAAGACCUAGUAUCGUUUUUUACAGAUUCCGAUGAAUCCGAUUGGUCGGAUUAUGAGCUUUUUUUUGAUUAGUCUCUGCUUAUACUAAUACACGUAUACCCAAGAUAUUUUGAUUAUUUCAUUAGAUUUUACUUUGAAGUUUUUCCACUGCAUUUAUUGAAUCAUUGAAUCAAAAUAAUUGAUAUCAAUAAAUUACUAAGGGGCCGUUGAAGUAUUACGUAACAUUUUUGAAGAUUUUUUACCCUCCUUCCCCCCUAUGUAACGUGCCGUAAUUUUUUCCAGUACCCCCGACCUUAAACGUUAAGUAACUCCAUGUUUACCUAAAAGUAACAAUUAUGUUGAGCAAAGUACUGGCAAGUCGCUGAAAUACACUGCGGUUAUUGCGGUAAUAAUAAAUUAAACAAAAGAUAUCUAACUAUAUGCAAUGCGUAUAUUAUUUAUUUUAUUCAUAUUGUUAUUCAACAAUCAAAUAUAAAUGAACAUUUACUUCAGUAGGUAUGUUAAAAUAGGCUCAACUAAUGCACUUACUAAUCUUACAAUUACACCGUUUUCUUGAUGACUUCAUUAUCUAUUGUUGUUCACAUGCUUUCUCAUAUUUCAGGUUUAUUUUCACUAGUAAACUUUUAAAAUGAAAUCGCAUAUUUAUUUUAACCUUUGGCAAUGCAAUAAGAAACAGAAAGCUAACUGAAGUCAAAUAAUAUGGUACCUAUUCUUUGAAAAAAAUAAAAUCAUUCAUAAUUCAAAUAACGUACAUUCCGUACUAAACUGACUUGAUGUAAAAAACGUUAUUCGUUGGGAAUGAAUAAAAUAGACUUGAAAAAAAAAAAAUUUUGCAAGCGCGAUGAUCACGGAAGAACUGUACAAUUUCUUCUGUGAUCAUGUCGCUUGCAAUAGUGCCAAAAUAUCGGAGUUUCACUACAAAUUGACAUGAAAAUAUUCAGAUAAAUCAUAUCAUUAUGAUAACAACCACGAUAAUAUAAAUAAUUAUAUUAAAAACUAUACCUAUAUUGAAAAAUGAAAUCACCAUAUUACAUUGAUUUCACUUUUUCCGAAAUACAUUUUUCAAGUCUGUUUUAUUCAUUUCUCAAAGAUCACCUUUUGAAUUGAGUUACUUUCGUUCGAAGGGUGCGACAUAGACCUAUUUAAAAAAAAAUCAAUUGAAGUUACUGCUCCUCUGUACACGGGUUUUCCAGUAAUUCAGAUUAUUUCAUUACUGGCAUCCGGAGAGCAGUUCUGAAAUUAUUAAACCACUUGUGUCAAUUUCGUAUUCGUGGAGCCCAUCGACAUCCUCAGACGAUGUUUCACAACGGCGAACAAUGCAGAAAAGUCCAUUUGCUUUUCUGGCAGCAAGUUGCUGUGGCCGUAGUCUACUUUCACGACGAUUUUGAGUAGUCUUGUCAUGCACGUAACGACUGUGCAUUUGUACACUGUUGUGGGAUGUGAAAUAAGAGUCCACGUGUACACUGUUGUGGGAUGUGAUAGGCAAAAAAAAUCAUAAUGCAUCUGCUUAAACCCUUUCGGACAGGACGACAGAUUAACAGACAUCACAGAUUUCAAUGCUCAGCAGGAUUCGUCUGCGCAUUUAAACAUUUGUACGAGAUUUUGCGAUUCACGGACUUGAGUACCACGCCAGAUUAUGUUCUGCUGGAUCCUGCAAGCUAUCUUCAGGCUUUCUAUAUUCCGCCGAAACAUCGUAGCUGCCAAGUCCUUUGUUAUCGAGAUUACGACCAAAAUGUUCUUGCGACAGGAUGACGCUUGACAGUCGUUUGCUGAGAGGGGCCAUGCGUCGCUCCACUUGUAAGCACUCCGCCAAGAAGCAUUAGUCGCUAUGAACACGGCUACCAGGUUGUAUUUUUUGAAGUGUUGAAUGGCAAAGUUCUUGACUUUCCGAUAUCACGGGUUUUCGUCCGGCUCACUGUCUACAGAGAUUAUGAUGACUACAGUGUAUGAAGGCCGUCGGUUUUUGGAAUUUCUUCCUGACGUUUUGCUGGUGCGAGUGAUGAUGACUGAUGGUGUAAAAUAACUGAGCAUUGUUGCUUUCUUCUUCGUGCCCUUCAACUUGAACUCUCAUAUAACAUCAUUUAUUAUGUUCUAUAAACUUUUCUUUAUUUUUCAGUUUUUCUUUAGCCGUUUUCCAAAUUUUGUUGGCUUUUUUGGCACAGUUACAGGGGAAAUUCAGCACGAAAGCCUUUAUAGGCCAUGAGCAGCUGGUAAUGCAAAUCUCAUUCUUUUGAGGAUAUAGCAGUAUGAACUCACUUUGAAACAAUGACGAAAACUGACAACUUAAACAUAAUGAGAAUAACGUAUAAUACAGUCUUGGAAUUCCCCGUUGAAAUCUAAACGAAAAGGUCAAUUGGGGAAACAAAAUUGAAAUGACAUACAAUACAGCCGAGGGAUUCCCCGUAAAACAAAACGAAAAAGGUAGUCAACUUGGGAGACUUCAAUUUCCUAGUUCUAUAUUUGAAUUGAAAAGAAAACACUGUUGCGUAACACGUGGUUCGGACUCCCCCCUUCCCGCCCUUUUAACACAUCGAACAGUUUUUCAAGACGCCCCUCCAACUAAAUUGCGUUAUGUAAUACUUGAAAGACCCCUAAAGAAACAUCAGAUUAUUUAUAUUAUCAAUUAUUGUAUUAUCAUUAUUGUAUAUAUUGUUGAUUGAUAUUUCCAAGCAGUUCUGAGCGGUGUGCCCAUUAUUGCUUUCUGUGGUAUUUUGAAUAGUGCCUCCUAUAUUUAAAUAUUAGUUGUUCUUGAUUUGUUAUUAAUAUUAUUAGACGGCUUACUUGAACAUUAUUUGUAUUUAAAAACUAUAGGAGUCUUCAGUAGUAUUUAGGACAUUUUUUAUAAAUCAUUUGUCAGUAAAACUGAGGCUUGAUUUAGUCAUUGAUUGAAGUCAUUCAAACCGAAUUACUAUUUGGUUACCUUUUUCAGUGUAAAUGUUCUGUUUUACCAAUAUCAGCAAUUGAUUACAUAAUUUAACCAAAAAGUCAAUGAAAUCGAAUUACAUAAUUUUCAUUUGUUUUAGAUUUAUCACAGUUCAAAAUCAAGGUAAUUUCAAGAAAAAAAUCUUUUAGUGUUUUGUUUUUGCAUAUUUGCAAAUUUUUUCGUUAACUUAUUCACUUUCAAAUGAAACCCUGUUUUAAGCAACUUGUAAUUUUAUUCGAACUGACUUCAUAUGUUGCCAAAAAGUUGAUGUGUUUCCUGUUUAACAAUAUCAAAACAAUUGAUGUUCCAAAAAAUCACGCUUUGAAAAAUCUUCUGAGUCAUGUGAAGUCAUGAUAUGGUAAUAAAGAAAAUUAGAAAUUA